AUGUCGCGGGCGGCCCUCACGCUGCCGCCCCAGCUGUCGCCGGCGGCGGCGGAGAGCACGCUGCGGCGCGUGUCGCGAUUCCUGGCGCUCGCGCUGCCGCUGUGCCGCGCCCACACGGUGGAGUUCUACACGCGCGGGCUGUGGGACCGGAUGGUAGAGCCGCGCCCAGGCGCCGUGCUCGAGGCGCUGCGGCGCCCCCUGGCGGAGGCUUCCGGCGCCGCGGAGGCGCGGUGGGAUGAUGACACAUUUUCCAAUGUGUUUUGUGAAAACUCAGAGAAGCUUAUCAAUGUACAUUUGUUUGCCCUCUCUGCUAAGUAUUGUUCCUUCUCCAGCCUUGGAGUGUGUACCCCAUUAGAAGACAUACUUGAAGCACUGAGAGGAGACAGUCAAGGAACAACAGGUAUCAAAACUGAUGAGUUUAUGAAUAAUAAGAAAUCACAUGAAGUGCAGGUGAUGUCAGAGCUGGUAGUCAACAUAGCAAAUUAUUGUGAUAUAAAGCAGGUGAUUGAUAUAGGUUCUGGAAAAGGCUACCUGAGCUCAUUUUUGUCCAUGCAAUAUAACCUAAAAGUUUAUGGAAUUGACUCCUCAAACGUCAACACUAACGGUGCUCAUGAGAGGAACAGAAAAUUGAAGAAACACUGGACAGCAUAUCAGAGUCGAGGGAAAGCAAACCUCAAAAGCCAGAGGUUAGAAAAGGCAAAUGACAGGCCAGUGGAAAGUGAAAUUAAAUGUAAAGCAAUCAAUGAAGAGCCCUUAAAUAAUGACAGCAGUCUUCAAAGUCAGGACCAAAUGGCUAUCCAAGAUUUAGUUCCUUCCUGUGGUUUCACAGGAAUAGCUACAUGUGAAAUGAGCAAACAAACUGAAGCUGAUUUGGUGGCUUGGACACAAUCUGAUGAGAACAAACUUUCUGAAGAGGUUCUUGCUAUUCUAAACAUUCUGCCUGCUGAUGCUGUAGAAGUUUCUUCAUCUCAGUGUAACUGUAGGGAACUCUGUGAAGAGGACAAGGCGCAAAGAAAAAUGGCAUCUCUCAAGGCGAAAGUGAGCAAGUCAAGUGAAUCAAACUUGUAUUUUCCAUUGACUUCUUGCAUCACUGCAGAAACAGAACUCAGUGACAUCAUCACAGAUCUGGAGGACUGUAUGAUGGUGGGUCUACAUACAUGUGGUGAUCUUGCUGCAAAUACACUACGAAUUUUCACUGCCAAGCCUGAAAUCAAAGCAGUUUGCAGUGUAGGUUGCUGCUACCAUCUGUUGUCAGAACAGUUUGAAAACCAAGAAGAAUGCUCCAAUGAAGUGUGGGGAUUUCCCAUGUGUCAGUACUUGAAGGACAAAGGCUGGUGCUGUGGUCGCAAUGCUAGAAUGUCAGCAUGCUUGGCUUUGGAGCGAGUUGCAGUUGGCCAAAUGCUGCCUACAGAAUCAUUGUUUUAUCGAGCUGUUCUUCAGGUUAUUAUAGAAGAAAAUUAUGGUGUUACUAAAAGUGAUCGACAUGUUGGAAAAACUUUCUCUAAAUCAUCUUCCUUCGUAGAUUAUGUCAGAAAGUCUCUGAAAAAGCUGAAGCUUGAUGAUUCAAAGCUCCCAGACAGAUGUAUAAUGGAUUACUAUGAAAAAUACAAGCACAGAAUGAAUGAGCUCGAAGCUUUUAAUAUGUUGAAGGUUGUUCUGGCUCCCUGCAUAGAAGUUUUGAUACUUCUGGAUCGUCUUUGCUACCUCAAGGAGCAGGAAAACAUUGCCUGGUCUGGACUUGUGAAGUUAUUUGAUCCCGUGAAAUCCCCCAGAUGCUGUGCAGUUAUUGCUCUGAAGAAACAGUCAUGUUUUUAAGUGGAAGCAAAGUGCAGACAGUUUGAAAUCUCUGAACUGAUACUGCUCUUUCCUCAUUUUAUUCUGUUAUUUUUAGCUGAUUCGUCAAGAAAACUGCUUUUCAGCUGCAAAAGGAAAAAGUGCAAUGCCUCUUUGAAUCAUGAGAAAUAAAUAUCUCCUUUAAAAAUACCUUUCCUUCCUUAUGUCCAUUAUUAAAAUGUUGCACAUCUAGCUUUAUUAUAAAAUUUA
Pezoporus occidentalis (night parrot) is the source of this 2043-nucleotide messenger RNA. It is a transcript of the gene METTL25, whose product is annotated as methyltransferase like 25. The coding region runs from base 1 to 1815 and encodes 604 amino acids. NCBI's taxonomy places the organism in Eukaryota, Metazoa, Chordata, Aves, Psittaciformes, Psittacidae. The transcript is spliced from 12 exons. The record is from RefSeq and is a predicted model, not a curated record.